AUGUUUAGUUUUAUGAAAAAAGAUAAAGAGCACAAAGAGAAAAAGGAGAAAGAUGACAGGAAAAAGGAAAAGAAAGAUAAAAAGGAUAAGGAGAAGAAAGCUAAAGAACGAGAACCGAUGACACAAGAUGACUUAAAAAGACUUGAUGAGGUCAAGAAAGGUGUUUUCCGGAGAUUUAGUGACAGAGAUCGUACAAAGAAAUCUGGUAGUGUAAAAGGGGCCACAUCAUCAGAUGGAGUACCCAGGGAUAGCAGUGACAGCAGUCUCAGCUCAGGGCGGCCGAGUCCAGUACGAGAGAUACCUCCCACAGAUAGAAAAUUUGAUAUCCGUGACUUGAAUAAACCAGAGCGAGUACCAAGUAGAGGUUCAGCGGAUAAACCAAAACCCUCUCCAAAACCAAGAAGUAUCUUAAAGCCCAAACAUUCUGGGCCUGUAGCAGAAGAUAUUGAUAGCUCGAUCAUAUUAAAAGAAAAUACAAGAUUGAAUCAGCUGACAGCACAUAUCAUAAACAAUGGUGAAGAACAGACCUAUGAAAACGUACCUGUUCAGGAACCUCCUAAAGAGCCAGAAAAGUCUUACAAAUCAAAGUUAAGGCUGCCUUCAAUAGUUCCUCCCCAACCCCCACGGAUCCGAGAGUUAAUUCUCAAGCGACAACCUGCUGGUGAUUUUGGAUUCACUCUUAGAAAAGCUGUGCUAGUAGAUAAAGGAGGGGGAGACAAUCAGGAGACCCGUCACACUGUUAUUUUUGCAGAGCCAGGAAGCGGUGUGCGAAACUUACAAACGGGCCUUAUCCCUGGAGACAAACUCAUUGAGGUCAACGGUACUAACGUAGAAACCACUAGUCGUGAAGAAAUUGUAGAGUUAAUCAAAGCAUCGGGUCAGUCUCUAUCAGUGAAAGUGCAGCCAAUCCAGGAACUGAUCGAGCUUAGUGUCCGUCCAGCUCCAGAUGGCGGAACAAUUGAGGUUCAGGAUGACGUGAUCAAAGGAGGUACUCUCAAGAGAAGUGGCAGCUUUAGACACAAGAAAGGGGCAAGGUCAGAAACUGAGGUACAGUCAGAGAAAGCAUGGUUGGAGGCAGAGAAAGUUUGGCUUGUCCACAAGGGAGGCUUUGCUUCAGCCUGUGUGCUCCGUGCCAAUGGCAUGUCCACUCUCCCAGAGGGACGUGUCCGUAUCAAGCUGGACCACGGUGGCGAUAUUCUUGAGGUAGAUGAGGAUGAUGUUGAAAAGGCAAACCCUCCACAAUUUGACCGUGCUGAAGACCUAGCAUCUCUACGGUACCUGAAUGAGUCCAGUGCACUGCAUUCUUUCCGACAGAGGUACGGAGGAAACCUGAUCCACACGUACGCAGGACAAUGUAUGAUCGUGGUAAAUCCUAUGCACCCAAUGGCUAUCUACUCUGAGAAGGUGAUACAGGUGUUCCGUGGAUGUAAACAGGAAGACAUGCCUCCCCACAUCUACGCAACUGGACAGAUCGCUUACCGUGAGAUGCUCAACUCUCGUAACGACCAAUCAAUUGUGUUCAUGGGGCGAAGUGGUAGUGGUAAAACUACUAAUGGACGACACGUUCUCCACUACCUGGUGGCCUCCGCUGGGAGUGUUAGUAACAUUCUAACAGUGGAUAAACUACAUGCAGUGUCGACCUUGCUAGAGGCUUUCGGUAAUAGUAGAACUAUUCUGAACACAAAUGCCAGUCGGUUUGCCCAGCUGACCACUCUUGACUUUGACCAUUCCGGACAGAUCACCUCAGGUUCUGUACAGAUAUUUUUGUUUGAGAAGACUCGUGUUGUACGUCGCCCAGAAGGGGAACCUAGCUUCCAUGUAUUCUAUCAGAUGUUGGCAGGAAUAGAUUCAACACUAAGGAAUGAGCUACAACUGAACUCCUUGAAUGAACCAAACCUGUUCAUGACACCACUACAAAGGUCAGAGGACCGACAGAGAGCAUCAAGUGCGUGGGCCAAAAUCUACAAUGCCAUGGACCUAGUGGGCAUCAAUGAUGAGGAGAGAAAAGCAUUGUGUUUUGUGUUGGCUGCAAUAUACCACCUGGGUGUGGCAGGGGCAGUCAGGGGUCAGAAUAAUAAGCCUCAGUUUGCCCGACCAGCAGCAGCCCAGAAAGCUGCAUCACUGCUUGGGUUACCAGUGGAGGAACUCUCCAGACAGAUAUUUGCCAAUGCUGGAUCAGGCACGCUGACACGUAAUUCCUCUGUUAGAAACAGCCCAGCUGACAAGGGUGCCAACGAGGCUCACCAAAGUGCCAUGGACGCUCUAGAAGGCUUCGUCAUAGGUCUCUACUCAGACGUCUUCAAUGCGCUAGUGUCUCUUAUCAACAGAUCUCUAUCAUCCACAUACCGAACCUCAGCAUCCAUUACUUUGGUGGACACGCCUGGGUUCCAGAACCCAACAACAUGUGGACGACAGUCAGGUGCAACUUUUGAGGAUCUUUGUCAUAACUAUACACAGGAACGCCUUCAGCUGCUCUUCCAUGAUCUCACAUUUACCAUACAGCAAGACAGGUAUAGCCAGGAAAACAUUGACUGUGAUUUUGAGUUCGUGACAACCAGUCCUGCUGCCAUGGUUUCUCUGAUAGACAAACAGGCCCAACAGUUACUGCGAACCUCCUCCCAAGAUCUCAAGGAUGCUGAUAAAAAAGGGUUGCUAUGGAUACUAGAUGAAGAAGCUAUCUUCCCUGGAGCAACAGAAGAUUCUUUUAUGGAUAGAUUCUUCAAAAAUCACGGGGAACAAAAAGUCCGAAGAGACAGUUUACUGAGGAAAGCAUCAUCAAUAGGCAACACGUUCAUCUUAAACCAUUUCCAGGGCACCAAUCCUGUACAGUACAAUGCUAGUGGCUGGCUCAAGGUGUGUCGGGAGAACCCACAGAUCAAGGUCGCUACUCAGGUCUUACAGGACUCCAAAAAACAAAAUAUAAACCAACUAUUUAAUAACGUGAAGGCCCCUGUUGCUGGAAUGGUGAGUGGGUCUAUUGUUGGGAUGGAAGGAACUGCCUCACUACGACGCGUUGGCAGCAUGAGGAGAACCUUCAUGUCUGGCACGGCUGGAAUCAAGAAACGCUCGCUUUGUCUACAGGUCAAAUUCCAAGUGGACUCCAUCAUAGAGACCAUCAGAAAGACCAAAUGUCACUUUGUCCACAACAUCCUGCCACAGCACAAUGCAGGACUGUGGGAACUCAAACCUCUCCCUUCUCCUACUGACAAACCAGGCACUCCUGAUGAGAUUCUCAUGAAUGUACCACUAGUACGCAGUCAGAUCAGGGGCAGUGAAGUGCUUGAUUCUGUAAGGAUAUACAGACAAGGAUUUCCCGACUCUAUGAGGAUGUCAGAGUUUCGACACAGAUUUGAGGGUCUUCUCAACCCGACUAGUCGACCAGCACCAGACAUGGAGGAAAAAUUGGCUGUGACCACGAUUUUGGAUCAUUUGGAAAUAGAGAAACUCAACUACAGAAUUGGACUUAGCCAGGUGUUCUUCCGGGCAGGUGCUCUGAACCAACUAGAGGCAGCAAGGGACGAGAAGAUCACUGGAACAGUUAUAAGGCUACAAGCUUGUUGUAGAGGCUAUCUGGGCAGGAAGUACUUGGAAAAGUUACGGGUAAAACAUAUCGCCAUCAGCUGUAUCCAGAAAAAUAUACGGAAAUUGAUGCUAAUACGUGAUUGGCCGUGGUGGAGGUUAUACACAAAGGUCAAACCUCUACUGGAUGUACACCGAACAGAAGAAGAGCUCAAAUCAAGGGAGUUACUGAUUGAGUUAUUCAAUUAA
Molecule: messenger RNA, 3768 nt
Organism: Ylistrum balloti
Lineage: Eukaryota; Metazoa; Mollusca; Bivalvia; Pectinida; Pectinidae
Product: unconventional myosin-XVIIIa-like
Exons: 21
Coding region: 1-3768 (1255 amino acids)
Biological process (GO): actin filament organization; vesicle transport along actin filament
Cellular component (GO): cytoplasm; myosin complex; vesicle
Molecular function (GO): microfilament motor activity; ATP binding; actin filament binding
Source: RefSeq, a predicted model, not a curated record